Molecule: messenger RNA, 1277 nt
Organism: Phalaenopsis equestris
Lineage: Eukaryota; Viridiplantae; Streptophyta; Magnoliopsida; Asparagales; Orchidaceae
Product: NADPH-dependent diflavin oxidoreductase 1-like
Cellular component (GO): cytosol
Molecular function (GO): flavin adenine dinucleotide binding; NADPH-hemoprotein reductase activity; FMN binding
Source: RefSeq, a predicted model, not a curated record
UCCGCUCUCUUUCGUCGAAAUCCAUCGCCUUCCUAACCGAACCCUCGCGCGAUAUAGUAGCAAUUAGAGCUGGCUGAGAACGCAACGACGGGAUCACGGCUUACAGAGACCCGCAGAUCCCAUUCUUCUGCUCCUCUCCUACCCGAAAUCAUUGAGAAAGGCAACUUCAGAUCUUCCUUUUAGCGCAAAAGCCCAUCCCGGAUUUACUGAAACCGCCGAUUCACGGGAUUUAAGGCGAAAUCCGGGAAAUCCCGUGAAAUCCGGAUUUAUCAAAUCUGCGGUUUUUUUAGGUUAAAUUUAGGUUAAAUCCUCCUCUAAAUCUGCUACCAGACAUGCCCUAAAUCCUCUUCUUCAAAAGGGCAAGGAUUAUCGCUGCCGGUGGUCAAACUAUCAGAUCCAGAAGUUUACAGCACACGAAAUGAACCCUUUUGGCUGUGGCGCUGGUUCUCGCCUGCUGUAAUUCGGAUUCAUUCGGUGUUUUUCAAUUGUUUUUCGAGUGAAUGGAUUUUGAAGGGAAAACACCACGUCUCCUUGUGCUUUACGCUUCCCAGACUGGGAAUGCAAUGGAUGUCGCAGAUCGCGUGGGAAGAGAGGCGGAACGUGGUGGCUGCCCUUCUGUUGAUAUUUUGUCCAUGGAUGCAUUCGAUGCGAGCUUUUUGCACGAGGACCGAAUAGUCAUUUUUGUUGUGUCAACUACUGGCCAAGGAGAGAACCCGGAUUCCAUGAAGGUUUUCUGGAAGUUUCUUUUGCAGAAGCAUUUGAGUCAUAACUGGCUGGAUGGUUUGAAUUAUGCAGUGUUCGGACUUGGAGACUCUGGUUACCAAAAGUACAAUUUCUCUGCAAAAAAGUUGGAUAGAAGGAUUAUAGAUCUUGGGGCAAAACCUAUCAUAGAGAGAGGCUUGGGAGAUGAUCAGCACCCCUCUGGGUAUGAAGGUUCCCUUGACCCUUGGUUGUUGUCCUUGUGGAAUAAACUAAACCACAUGAAUCCUGCAUUUUUACCAAAAAUUUCGGAUAUAUUUGAUAGCAAUAGGAGAAGUCUAGAUCAUUCUAAAUAUGAAGUCACCUAUCACAGUUCUAAUGAGUUGCAGCCAGAUUUUUUGUCAUUUCAUGGUUUUGAGAAUACGGUUGAGAUAGCUCGUUCAGUGUCUUCUAUUGCGCAGCACUGCAAUGUUGAUAAUAGGAGACGUUGCUCCCUACGGUUGGUGACAAAUAAGAGAUUGACUAAAGGUGAUCCCGAUAGAGAUGUGCGUCAUUUUGAAUUCGAAUUUAUUUCAUCU